Rhineura floridana is the source of this 5341-nucleotide messenger RNA. RefSeq names its product mitofusin 1 (gene MFN1). Gene Ontology annotation, cellular component: mitochondrial outer membrane. The transcript has 18 exons. Lineage: Eukaryota; Metazoa; Chordata; Lepidosauria; Squamata; Rhineuridae. Gene Ontology annotation, biological process: mitochondrial fusion; mitochondrion localization. The record is from RefSeq and is a predicted model, not a curated record. The coding region runs from base 516 to 2738 and encodes 740 amino acids. Gene Ontology annotation, molecular function: GTP binding; GTPase activity.
GAAGUGAUCCAUGUCUCCUCUGGUUGGAUCUUUUACUCUUUGACUGAAUAUCAUUUUCAUUUAUUGAUUAUUGUUACUAGAUUUAUAUCCCACCCUUUCUAGUAGGAGCCCAGGGCAGCAAUUUGCUUAAUGUGAUACAUCUUCCAAUGCCAGGGGUUUUGGCCUCACUUUGGACAAACGCACACCUGCCAAUUGAGAAUACUACUUCUGAGGAAGUGGUCCCCGGCCCAUAAAAGCUUAUGUUCCAAUAAAUGCUUGUUGGUGAAGAUGCCACAGAGCUCUCUGCUCUUUGAGUUUUGCCCACUGUGCAAAAUAGAAAGUUUAGUCUAGUUAAAUGAGGCAACUUAAUCAGGGUAUUGGUAGAUUUCAAGACGGUAAUAUAAUUGCCCAACAACAUGUGGCAGGCAUCGUUUCAGCAUACUCCAUUCCUGGCAAAGUGCACUUGCCUUAUAUUGCAUAGAGCUGACAUUGCCAGCAGCUAAGGGAUACACACCCAGUGUUUUUCUAGUUGCAUAAUGGCAGAUACUAAUCCCUCCCCACUGAAACACUUUGUACUGGCUAAGAAGAAGAUUACUGCCAUUUUUGAAGAGCUUCUGGAUUAUGUUACUGAAGGAACACAUUUUGUUGAAGAAACGUACAAAAAUCCAGAGCUUGAACAUAUAGCUACCGAGGAUGAAUUGGCAGAAAUACAGGCAUACAAGAAUAAGUUGGCAAUCAUUGGUGAAGUACUUGCACGAAGACACAUGAAAGUUGCUUUUUUUGGCAGAACCAGCAGUGGAAAGAGUUCUGUUAUCAAUGCCAUGUUGUGGGACAAAGUGCUCCCCAGUGGCAUUGGGCACACAACUAACUGUUUUCUCAGUGUGGAAGGAACAGAUGGCGAUAAAGCUUACCUCAUGACUGAAGGCUCGGAUGAAAAGAAGAGUGUAAAGACUGUUAAUCAGCUUGCCCACGCCCUCCAUAUGGAUAAAGACUUAGAGGCUGGCUGUCUGGUCCAUGUGUUUUGGCCAAAGGCCAAAUGUGCCCUCUUAAGAGAUGACUUGGUGUUAAUGGACAGCCCUGGCACGGAUGUUACCACAGAGCUGGACAGCUGGAUUGACAAAUUCUGUUUGGAUGCUGAUGUCUUUGUUUUAGUUGCUAAUUCGGAGUCAACCCUCAUGAAUACAGAAAAACAGUUUUUUCACAAAGUGAAUGAAAAACUUUCUAAACCAAACAUCUUCAUCCUGAAUAAUCGUUGGGAUGCUUCUGCAUCAGAGCCUGAAUACAUGGAGGAUGUACGCAAGCAACAUAUGGAACGCUGCCUGACUUUUUUGGUAGAUGAGCUCAAGGUUGUGGAUCCUUCUGAAGCUCAGAACCGAAUCUUCUUUGUGUCAGCCAAGGAAGUUCUCAGCGCUAGAAAGCAGAGAGCUCAGGGCAUGCCUGAGGGAGGUGGGGCCCUUGCCGAGGGAUUUCAGACACGGUUCCAAGAGUUUCAGCAUUUUGAGAAGAAGUUUGAGGAGUGUAUCUCGCAGUCAGCUGUGAAAACCAAGUUUGAGCAGCACACUAUCAGAGCUAAACAGAUCCUAGAUACUGUGAAAAACAUUAUGGACACCAUAAACGUGGCAGCAGCCAAUCAAAGAGUCCAUUCAAUGGAACAGCGAGAGGAGCAGAAGGACAGGCUGGAAUUUGUCCGCAAUCAGCUCAACCUUUUAACGGACGACAUUAAGAAGAAAAUCAAGGAAGUCACAGAGGAGGUAGCCAACAAGGUAUCUUCAGCCAUGACAGAUGAAAUUUGUCGACUUUCUGUUUUAGUAGAUGAGUUUUCCUCCGAUUUUCACCCAUCCCCACAAGUUUUGAAACUAUAUAAAAGUGAACUCAACAAGCACCUAGAAGAGGGCUUGGGAAGGAACCUGGCUGACCGGUGCUCCAGUGAAGUCAACAAGUCUAUGUAUCAGUCGCAGCAGGAAAUGAUUGAAAACCUGCAAGUUCUGUUGCCUUCCAACGUCCAGAACAAACUCCACUUGCUAAUCCCAUGCAGGAAGUUUGACCUCAGCUACGAUUUGAACUGCAACAGCCUGUGCUCUGAUUUCCAAGAGGAUAUCACCUUCCAGUUCUCGCUGGGCUGGACAGCCCUCGUCAGUCGGUUCCUGGGCCCUAAAAAUGCUCACCGGGUGCUGCUUGGCGUGGCAGAGCCUGUUCUGGCAAUCCCUCGGUCUCUUGCCUCCACCCCUUGUGCUCCCAGCGCUCUGGCUCUGACCCCGGAGAAUGCAACACAGGAGGAGAUCAUGGUCUCGUUGGUCACCAACCUGGCAUCGCUGACAUCUCGGACGUCCAUGAUGGUCAUCAUUGUUGGAGGGCUGGUUUGGAGAACUGUUGGCUGGAAGGUCAUCUCCCUUUCCUUGAGUAUGUAUGGGCUGCUGUUUCUCUACGAGAGACUCACUUGGACAACCAAAGCCAAAGAGCGUGCCUUCAAGCAGCAGUUUGUAAACUACGCCACAGAGAAACUGCAGAUGAUUGUCAGCUUUACCAGCGCAAAUUGUAGCCAUCAGGUGCAACAGGAAAUGGCUAUGACUUUUGCUCGCCUGUGCCAACAAGUUGACAUCACAGAGAGAAACCUGGAAGGAGAGAUUGCGAGAUUAUCCAAAGGAAUUGCUCAGCUAGAAAAAAUCCAGAACCAUUCAAAGCAUCUACGGAAAAAAGCUGUCUACCUUGAAGAUGAAUUUGACCGUUUUACAGAGGAUUUUCUCCAUAAAAAGAAAUGAAAGCCCCCACAUUUUUUGGACGCUCCAGGUGGAAUUUGCCAAGUUGACACUAUUUCCCAUCCCGUCACAUCACAUGAAUUUCCCAAUCCUCUUUUAUUCUACUUUGUUCAGUGCUGCCUGGCUCUUUUGAUGCUUAGAUAAUGAACUGUGCCUGAGAGUUGGACAAGCUGAGCAAUAUACUGUUGAUUAAAUUGUUUUGCAACUUUUCUUAAAAGAGAGAAAAAUAAUUUAUAUUUACGGGUGCAUAUAAAAACUAUUUGGCAAUGUAAAAAUAAUAAAACUAGCAGACCUAUAUAGCAUUUUGUAUUAGUGUUUACCAUAAGGGGCAACCCUCUCUUUCUGGCAUCCAGGAAGAGAAUAGAGUGAGUCCACCCCUAAUCCUGUGUCAAAGUCUUGUAUUGGCUGGAAUUCUCUGUGGAAAUGUGUGCUGUGCUGGCUUUUUCCCAGGAUGCUGUUACAAAGCUGAAGUAUUGAGUGAUUACAUGUUUUAAAAGGGAUUUAUGAAGUUUGAAUACAAAGACAAUCAGUUUGGCUGAGCACAAGGCGUAACUCUGGAUUUCCCAUUCUGUUGAAAGAGAAGAGGGUUGUCAAAUUUUAAAUUUCAUGUUUUUAAAGCUUUAAUGCCCCGGUAGUAAGAACUCCUCAGCUGAGAGGAGCUAGCAACCUCACUUUUUGAGAAUGUGUGUAGCUCAGAGAGCUUGUCUGGAGAGGCACCCUUCUAGGUACUUCCGUGAUGGCAUAGUAUGGCCACAUACGUCCUUUUCCCAAUUGGUAGUUCUUGAAAACCAAAGUAAUAUGCAUAGGAAUCUGCCAUUUGGGUUACUAGCUGUGUAACUUCUUUCACAGAAUGCAGUGGCAUGUUUAGCCCCCACCCAUUACUACCACUUCUAACCUGGAUCUGGUAUAAUAUAGUUCUGAGGUGUCCAGAAGUCCAAUUUUUUUUAAUUUGCCUAGCCAGGGCUAAGUACUUAAUUUUAGGCUGCAUGCCCAAAAUUAAUGUCAAGACCCUGAAAUAUAUCACAAGAUCAAUCCAUUAUAGGGGCAACCAUGUCAGUAGGGAAGCCUUUAUUGCACACUGACGCUUUCAGUGAAGGUGGUUCAGCUGUGUCCUCCAUGCUGCGUCUGCAUCAGCCCUACCUAAACUGGGCUUACUCCAGUUGCUUUGGACUACAAAGGUGGUGUUGGGUGGAGCUUAUAGUCUAAAGCACCUAGAGGGAGCCUCAGGUUAGGGAUGGCUCAUCUUCCUAAUCAAGGGAUCUUCUUGUUUUUAGACACCUUCUGAACUUUUUUCAUCUUCCCAUGACUAUUUUGGUCUUUGCGUUCUACUGAAAAGAACUCCCUGUUUCAGGUGCUUAUAUGAGUAAUAUUGAGUAAAUGUUCAAAAUGUAUGAAUUGUUCAUGAUGGAUAUAGCUAGCACAAAGUUUUGUUGUUGUUUUUAAGGAAAAGUUACUAUACAAAACGUGCAUGUUUUUAAAACCAAAAUGAGAAUUAACUUAGAUGUCAAAGAGCCCUGGUUCUUGUAGUGGUGCUUGAACCUGAGAGAAUAGUGAUCACAAAGGGCUAAUAAACAUGCUGGGUUGGUAGGCAUUUUUUGUUUAGCAACAAAUUGUAUUUUUACUGAUGCACUGAAAUGUCUGUGACUCGUUUUCAUGCUAGAAGAUGCUGGGGUGGGAUUUCAUUAUAAAUGCAGCCUGCAAAGUUCUAACAUUUGAUGAAAAGUGAAGCCUAAAUUAUACAAUGAACUGUACAGAGAAAUGGCAUGUUUCUCUAAAAGCAACUGUUAUAUGAAUCUCUUUACCAUUGAUACAUUUUUGAAGGUGUAGAACACACUAAAUAUUGCCCCCCCUCCCCAUUGAAAGCUACUCUGAAGCACAUUCAUGAGCAGUUUUCUUGAUCCACUACUGUCAUACAUGUUUCUUUGCUGGCUGUAUGUAUGGCAAUACAUGUUCGACCACUCUGCUCUCUAAACUGCCAAAGGCUCAAUAGCGGAUGUCUGGUUAAGGGAAAGUUUAAAACUUCAUUGCAAUUGGUAUUUUGGAGGGAUACAUAAGCCGGCUGGCUGAGGUGGCCUGGGAGACCCAGUGCCUGCAGGAAGAAGGAGAACAUCGCCACCCAGGGAAGGAGAGCCUGCUGUUGCUGCUGCUGCUGUUGCUGCUGCUGCUGUUGGAACACCACCUCCACCACCCUUCCCAGUGGGACUGCUGCCUGGCAGACGUGCCUCCUGCAGGACCAGGUCCCAGGUACCCAGCCAGCUGUGACUAAUUUCCAUCACCUGUCCCUCUUUGGAGGGAUACAUAAGCUGGCUGGCUGAGGUGGCCUGGGUUUUUGUCUUUUGUUUUGUUUUCUUUUGGGUGCCAUUGGUUUUAGCUAUGGGUGGGUUCGGUUUUGUUUUAUAUUGUAGUUCUUGGGUUUCUAUGUAGUUUGUAUGUUGUAUUUUACUUUCUCUUGUACGCCGCCUAGAGUGGCCGCUUGUGCGGCCAGAUAGGCGGCCUAGAAAUAAAAUUUAUUUAUUAUUAUUAUUAUUAUUAUUUUCCUUCCAAGACGAUCAUUUUCUUGUUGGAAGUCAUAACUAAAUAAAUGUCUAGUUUUCUUUGGUGGUAAA